AGUGCGCUUUUUUUUCUCUCAGCAAGUCUGAACCAGUCAGCCCGGUGCCUCCGCCCCCGGCUCACACCCUCCCGCCUCUCCGGAGGAAGAUCCAGCGCGCUCCGAGGCAGCGCUGGCUCCCGCCCUGCCCGGGAUGGGGUCCCCGCACUGGAAGCGGCUCUGCCUCCUGCUGCUGGCCGGGUUAACAUCCUCCCUGCUGCUCUACGGGCACUACUACGCGACGGUGGAGUCGCCCACGGGCCGGAGGAUCAUAGCCAGCCUGCUGCAGCCGGAGCCGCUGGUCCUGGCUCCGCCGGGGACAUCGCACCAGGUCAGCAGCCGCAGAUGGAUCCUGGAAGGCGGCUCAGAGAGUGAGUCCUUCAAGCCUUCUGCUGAGCUGGAGGAGCCCAAGCCCAGCAGAGAGAAGCCCAGCACGUGCCUCCGCUCAGUGAUGGCCAGAGCAAAGGCCGACCCCAAGUUUGGGGAGGUCUUCCGCUUCGACAUCCCCGUGCUGAUGUGGGACCAGCACUUCACACCAGAGACCUGGGAGAGGCUGAAGACACGACAUGUCCCCUACGGCUGGCAGGGCUUGUCCCACACAGCGGUGGGCAGCACCCUCCGGCUCCUCAACGCCUCCGCCAACCGGCACCUCUUCGACAGGGACACCUUCCCCAGAGGCUGUGUCCGCUGCGCCGUGGUGGGCAAUGGUGGCAUCCUCAACGGCUCACGGCAGGGCAAGGCCAUUGAUGCCCACGACCUGGUCUUCAGGAUCAAUGGUGCCGUGAUCAAGGGCUUUGAGGAGGACGUCGGGACCAAGAUCUCCUUCUAUGGCUUCACGGUGAACACCAUGAAGAACUCCCUCAUCGCCUAUGCGGAGUAUGGCUUCACAGAGGUGCCCCAGGGCAAGGACCUGAGGUACAUCUUCAUCCCCUCGGAUAUCCGUGACUACGUGAUGCUGAGGUCGGCCAUUCAGGGCAGCCCCGUCCCCGAGGGCUCGGACAAGGGGGACGAGCCACAGAAGUAUUUUGGACCAGAGGCAUCUGCAGAGAAGUUCAAACUGCUGCAUCCUGAUUUCCUGCAGUACCUGACAGCGAGGUUCCUGCGCUCAGAGCUGCUGAACACACAGUACAGGUCACUCUACAUGCCCAGCACUGGCGCCCUCAUGCUCCUCACUGCGCUCCACACCUGCGACCAGGUCAGUGCCUACGGGUUCAUCACCACCAACUACAAGCAGUUCUCAGACCAUUACUAUGAGGCAGAGAAGAAACCGCUGGUGUUCUACGCCAACCAUGACAUGAUGCUGGAGGCAGCGCUGUGGAGAAGCCUGCACCAAGCAGGGAUCAUCACCCUCUACCAGCGGUGAGGCUGGGUGGUGGCCCACGGGACAAGUCCAAGGACUCCCGUGGCUUUUGUCUUUCCUGAAGGCCACCUCCUCCCUCCCAAGGGCUCUCCCCAGCUCUCUGGCCAGCCCAAGGUGCAGACCAGUCGCACUGUAGCUAGUGGUGGUGGUGAGUGGCGAGCUGAAGCUGAUGCAGGGAAAUGCUGCAUUUCCUUGAGGAGCUCUGGCAACUUGUUUCACAGUUCAACGUGAUUGAAUGUCGCCUUUGGGGUACACUGUGGCUGUGACCUCCUAGUCCCACGGACAUGGCUGGGAAGUGCAGGGUGAUGCUGCAAGGGAUGCUGGAGAUGGUGUGGCUGGAGGAUGUCCUUCACCUCACUGUCGCACUCCAGCUCAGAUGCUCGUCACUGUGGUGGGACCACGACAGGCAGGAUGGAUCCUUGGACUGGCGGGAAUGGAGACAAGAUCAUCCAGCUAAUGGGAGGUGGUGUGGUUGGAGAACACCUCCCUCCCGGAUUGCAGAAAUCUUUUACUCCAGCCAGCUCUGUGGUGACACGUGCCACUCUCCAGAAGGAUCUUUUUGCCUCUGUGAUCAGUGGGAAUGACAGUAGCUCGGCUGUGCUUUCCUGUGACAGACGCACAGCACACCCUGUUGUUGUUCCCUUCUCUAGGUCAUGGUUCUUUCAAACAGGGGUCUUAAAAGCCAUCAGCCAAGAGCAGGGUGACAGCAGGGGACACCAGGAGCGCGGCUGGCCGUGGAGCAGCCCGGAGCUGGUCUCAGGCCAAGUGUGGGUAGUUGUGGGUUUGUCAGGUUUUUCUUGCUCAGGGAACCACAUGGUGUGCUGUAAGUGCUCUGAGAACAGUCCCACGCCAGGCAGGUUAGGGAACCUACAAGUUCGUUGGGCGAGUCUAAGUGAUGGUCGCUAUUUUUUUUUCUUCCCCCCUAAAAAUAACCUGAAGGAGGUGCUGAAGGUCUGGAACCCUUCAGUCAUCCCACACUGAGGAAGACCCGUGGGGAGGCUGCUCCAGCAGCCAGAGGGUUGGUUGGGCACGGCAGUGUAAUCGGAGACACUUUCCCACUUUGUGUAAUUACAUACAUGUUGAAUGAU
Molecule: messenger RNA, 2427 nt
Organism: Columba livia (rock pigeon)
Lineage: Eukaryota; Metazoa; Chordata; Aves; Columbiformes; Columbidae
Gene: ST6GALNAC2
Product: ST6 N-acetylgalactosaminide alpha-2,6-sialyltransferase 2
Exons: 11
Coding region: 134-1342 (402 amino acids)
Biological process (GO): protein O-linked glycosylation
Molecular function (GO): alpha-N-acetylgalactosaminide alpha-2,6-sialyltransferase activity
Source: RefSeq, a predicted model, not a curated record